Messenger RNA from Ceratotherium simum simum (southern white rhinoceros), 3425 nucleotides. RefSeq names its product oligophrenin 1 (gene OPHN1). Gene Ontology annotation, biological process: regulation of endocytosis; synaptic vesicle endocytosis; negative regulation of proteasomal protein catabolic process. The record is from RefSeq and is a predicted model, not a curated record. Gene Ontology annotation, cellular component: actin cytoskeleton; dendritic spine; cytoplasm. Lineage: Eukaryota; Metazoa; Chordata; Mammalia; Perissodactyla; Rhinocerotidae. Gene Ontology annotation, molecular function: GTPase activator activity; protein binding.
AAGACAGUUGAAGGAGCCCGAGCGCUCCGGCUCGGCACAAGGGCUUCGCUGGGGCGGGGCAGAGGCGCUGGCUUUAAGCCGGGGGAGGGGACAGUGCAAUCAGCGUUGCCCGUGGAUUUCGGCAAAAGGAAACCUUCAGCUAGCUCGCCAGCGAGGAGUGAGGAGAGGCGGCUCCCACCCCCAGCGCUCACCCCCGCCUACACCCUGGGCGGGCCGAAGUGUCACGUUUGCAAUUGCUCAGGAAGGAUCUGGCCGGUCUCCGGAGGCGAGCCCGGCUGCGGUUUCUGCUGCCUGUCAGGGGAGGCGAUGCCUAGGGGGCAUGCUGCUUGCUAGGCAGCACCCCGCCGGGAUCCGACUGCGUUAGCUCUCCUUGUCACCUGAAGCAAUCGCCGGGCCUCCCGUUUCCGGUACAGACCAGCCAGCUCUCCCCAGGAGUCUCAUCGGAACAGAACCAUGGGACAUCCCCCGCUGGAGUUCAGCGACUGCUACCUGGACAGCCCCGAUUUCCGUGAGAGGCUCAAGUGUUAUGAACAGGAGCUGGAGAGGACCAAUAAAUUCAUCAAAGAUGUGAUCAAAGAUGGCAACGCGCUUAUCAGCGCAAUGAGAAAUUAUUCCUCAGCUGUUCAGAAAUUUUCCCAGACGCUUCAGUCCUUUCAGUUUGAUUUCAUUGGAGACACUCUGACUGAUGACGAGAUUAACAUUGCUGAAUCCUUCAAGGAAUUUGCCGAAUUGCUCAAUGAAGUAGAAAAUGAGAGGAUGAUGAUGGUACAUAAUGCUAGUGAUUUGCUGAUCAAACCCCUGGAAAAUUUCCGGAAGGAGCAAAUAGGCUUCACCAAGGAGCGGAAAAAGAAAUUUGAAAAGGAUGGCGAGAGGUUUUAUUCCUUGCUGGAUCGGCAUCUACAUCUGUCUUCCAAAAAGAAAGAAUCUCAGUUACAAGAGGCAGACCUUCAGGUGGACAAGGAGAGGCACAAUUUCUUCGAGUCCUCCCUUGAUUAUGUUUAUCAAAUCCAGGAAGUUCAGGAGUCCAAGAAGUUCAAUAUUGUGGAGCCAGUCUUGGCCUUUCUUCAUAGCCUCUUCAUUUCCAACAGCUUGACCGUGGAGCUCACACAGGAUUUUCUCCCAUACAAACAACAACUCCAGCUCAGUUUGCAGAAUACAAGAAAUCAUUUCUCCAGUACGCGGGAAGAGAUGGAAGAACUUAAGAAAAGGAUGAAAGAAGCUCCCCAGACAUGCAAACUUCCAGGACAGCCUACCAUUGAAGGCUAUCUCUAUACGCAAGAGAAAUGGGCUUUGGGAAUAUCCUGGGUGAAAUACUACUGCCAGUAUGAGAAAGAGACCAAAACACUCACCAUGACGCCUAUGGAGCAGAAGCCAGGUGCUAAGCAGGGUCCCUUGGACUUAACCCUGAAGUACUGCGUGAGAAGGAAGACAGAGUCUAUCGACAAGAGGUUCUGUUUUGAUAUAGAAACUAAUGAAAGGCCCGGAACCAUCACUCUGCAGGCCCUUUCAGAAGCUAACAGAAGGCUAUGGAUGGAGGCCAUGGAUGGGAAAGAACCUAUCUACCACAGCCCCAUAACAAAACAGGAAGAAAUGGAGCUGAAUGAAGUGGGGUUCAAGUUUGUUAGGAAGUGCAUCAAUGUCAUUGAGACCAAAGGGAUCAAGACAGAGGGAUUGUACCGUACUGUGGGCAGCAAUAUUCAGGUUCAGAAGCUGCUGAAUGCCUUUUUUGAUCCUAAAUGCCCAGGAGAUGUUGAUUUUCAUAAUAGUGAUUGGGACAUUAAGACAAUCACCAGCUCCUUGAAAUUCUACCUCAGGAAUCUUUCUGAACCUGUCAUGACUUAUAGACUUCACAAAGAGCUGGUCUCUGCUGCCAAGUCUGAUAACCUGGAUUACCGGCUGGGAGCUAUUCACUCCCUGGUAUAUAAGCUACCAGAAAAGAACCGAGAGAUGCUGGAACUUCUUAUAAGACACUUGGUCAAUGUGUGUGAGUACAGCAAAGAAAAUCUUAUGACUCCCUCCAACAUGGGAGUGAUCUUUGGGCCCACUCUGAUGAGAGCUCAGGAGGACACUGUGGCUGCCAUGAUGAACAUCAAAUUCCAGAACAUUGUGGUAGAAAUCCUAAUCGAGCACUUCAUCAAGAUCUAUUCAGGUCCACCUGAGGAAAGUGCUGCACCCCCAGUGCCUCCACCUCGAGUGACAGCAAGAAGGCACAAACCAAUCACGAUUUCAAAGCGCUUGCUGCGGGAAAGGACAGUGUUCUAUACUUCUCCCCUGGAUGAAAGUGAAGCUGAAAUCCAACAUCAAACACCCAAUGGUACCAUCACAAGCGGUAUAGAACCCCCCAAGCCACCACAAUACCCAAAGCUGCCUAUUCAGAGGAGUGGGGAAGCUGAUCCUGGGAGGAAAUCCCCAAGCAGGCCUGUUUCAGAUGGCAAGUUGGAGUCAUGCCCUGAGGUGGACAUCGGGAAGUUGGUGCCUAGGCUGCAAGAUGGAGGGACCAAGGCCACACCAAAGGCCACCAAUGGACCUGUGCCAGGCUUUGGGCCCACCAAAGCUCCCUCUUUCCACAUAAAGAGACCAGCUCCUCGGCCCGUGGUUCACCACAAGGAGGGAGACUUUGAUAGUUUCAGCAAAGUGCGGCCUCCAGGAGAAAAGCCAACCAUCAUCCGUCCCCCAGUGAGGCCUCCAGACCCUCCCUGCCGGGCAGCUACUCCUCAGAAGCCAGAACCAAAGCCCGAUAUUGUGGCUGGCAAUGCAGGGGAAAUCCCAUCAUCUGUGGUGGCUUCCAGGACCAGGUUCUUUGAAACAGCUUCCCGGAAAACAGGAAGUUCUCAAGGCAGACUUCCUGGAGAUGAGAGUUGAGGCCUCAGGUUUUAAAGCCUUGGCCUCAGGGAACCCUUUCCAGGUUCUGAAAGGGCCUUCUUCAAACCUUUGUGUGCUGAGUCAUUUUGUGCUGAAGAGCAGCUCCUUCCUGGCCCUGCACCUUCAAGCUCUGGGAUGCUAUAAAAUAAGGGGUGCAUGUCCUAGACACAGGUUUAUUUUUCCUUUGUAUUCUGUCUUCAUUCCCUCAGCUCCUGUUAAGACUGUGAAUGGCUGAAUUCCCUCAAGCCAGCAGAAACCAGGCUAUCCACUGACCUGAGUCGAAGAGGGGAGCUCAGUUUUCAACUCUACUCUGAACUUACUGCCUCCUCAAAAGGCCAUCGAACUCUGAAAGAUUUGGGGCUGAAGACUAAUCUCAGAGGUCUUACCCUGAACUAAAAGCUACUGGAGUUGGGGCCACUGCUUACUCCGGAAGUAGGGGAGUAGGAAUGUUUGCUGAACAUUGGAGACUCUUAAUAUGUCUUUUACUGAGGAUAUGGACCCUGCUGCCAUAUUGGAGGUGCGGCACUGCAAUAUAUUGCCAAUAACCUGUCUACUCCUAUGAG